AUGUUAUACCCACUCCGAUUACACCCCAUCUCUCGAAAACUUCCCCUGAAACCCCCAAUGAAGAUAUCAUUCAGAUGGACGAGUACGAAUCCCUCAACACUUCUUCGACGUUGUCCUUCAUGUCAAUCACCUAUCUCACUCCCUUCUUCUCCUUGUCCUAAAUGUUCAACUCUCAUACCUCUACCUGAUAGACUAUCAUUACAUUCUUUAUUAUUCCUCUCACAACCUAUACUUUCUACUUCACAUCGAUCAUCCCAAACCUCAGAUGAUAAACCCCAAGAGAUAAUAAUUAAAGAAACCGAUCUAAACCAAGAAAACAUAAUCGAUCUUCCUUCUGAACUUUCUUCUCUUCCAGCUAGAGGUUUUAUAUUAGAUGUGAGAGAUAUAAGAAAUAGAGCAUUAGAAAGACAAAAACAAUUACAUCCAGAUAAACAUCCUUCUGUCACAGGAAGUUUAUCAAUUGAUUUAAGUGGGAAGAUUAAUAAAGCUUAUGAGAUAUUGAGUGAUCCUUUGAAAAGGGUAGAAUAUAUUCUCUCGGUACAUCACCCAGAAUUAGCAACGGCAGAGACUGACCAACUUACCGAUCCUGGUCUUUUAUCGGAAAUUAUGGAAGCUAGGGAAUCAUUACAUGAAGCUACUACUUUAGAACAAGUUGAGAAGAUAAGGGAAGAGAAUCAUCUAAAAGUAACAACAACUAUACAUUCCAUCGAAGAAACUCUUUCGUCUGAUCCUCCCGAUCUUGGGGCAGCUAAGAUCUUGGCUGUUCAACUCAAGUAUUGGCAGGGUUUAGAGAAUGCCGCGAAAGAAUGGGAACGACCAAGAUCUUGA
Molecule: messenger RNA, 828 nt
Organism: Tremella mesenterica DSM 1558
Lineage: Eukaryota; Fungi; Basidiomycota; Tremellomycetes; Tremellales; Tremellaceae
Exons: 3
Coding region: 1-828 (275 amino acids)
Biological process (GO): [2Fe-2S] cluster assembly; protein complex oligomerization
Cellular component (GO): mitochondrion
Molecular function (GO): protein-folding chaperone binding; ATPase activator activity
Source: RefSeq, a predicted model, not a curated record